AUGCCCCUUCUCGAUCCUCGCUCCGGUCCUUCCUACGGUGCUAUAGAACAACGGGAUGACAAUAGCAACAUGGACGAAGAACGGGAUCAAUUACUCCAGAAUGGGUAUGAGACUGAGGGCGAUCUCAGCAGUCUCGAGACCCCCGAUGAGGCACAAGCAGGUGUUUUGAAAAUCGAGGCGAUUAAUAUGACAUGGACGACGCGUUCCUUGAUUAUCGCCUAUGUCAGUAUAUUCCUCAUGGCCUUUUGCACGUCAUUAGAGGGUCAGACAGUCAUGUCAUUAUCGGCAUACGCUACAAGUGCAUUCAGCAAACAUUCAUUAAUCUCGACAGUCCUCGUCGUCCAGAAUGUCGUCAAUGCCGUUAUUAAGCCACCCAUGGCCAAAGUUGCCGAUGUAUUCGGUCGCUUCGAAGCCUUUUGUGUCAGUAUCUUGAUUUACAUCCUGGGUUAUAUACAGAUGGCCGCAUCGACAAACGUUCAAACCUACGCGUCGGCCCAGAUCUUCUACUCUGCCGGUUCCACGGGCUUGCAGAUUCUCCAGCAAGUAUUCAUCGCCGAUAGCAGUGACUUGCUUAAUCGUGCCUUUUUGGCUUUGCUGCCAGAGUUCCCCUUUUUGGUGACUGUCUGGCUCGGUCCGACCAUUGCCGAUGCGGUGCUGCGAUCAUCCUCGUGGCGAUGGGGUUACGGCAUGUGGGCGAUCAUUCUGCCUGCAGCUUUCCUGCCGCUCGCGAUGUCGCUGUUGUUGAACCAGCGCAAGGCUCGACGUUUGAAUCUGAUCAAGUCGUCUCGGAACAAGCGGAAGCAGAGCUUCCUCGGCAUCGCGAAACGAACCUGGUAUGAUUUGGAUGUUGGUGGGCUGACCUUGCUGUCUGCCGCGGUCACCUUGAUUCUGGUGCCGCUGACUCUGGCGGCCCAUUCGAAGAAUGGAUGGGGAAGUCCCAGUAUCAUUGGCAUGAUGGUUUUCGGUGUGGUCUGCUUGUUUAUCCUGCCCUUCUGGGAGGGCUCGAAGAGAAUGGCACCGAAGCCUUUGCUUUCUUUGCACCUUUUGCGUCAACGAACUGCUCUCGCGGGCUGCGCGUUGGCGUUCUGGUACUUUAUGGCUUUCUACUUCUCCGUCCAACCAUACCUCUACUCUUAUCUCCAGGUUGUCCAAGGAUACGACGUCGCCACCGCUGGCCGCGUCACCCAAACCUUCGCUUUCACCUCGACCAUCGCUGCAUUCACCGUCUCUCUCCUCAUUAAAUAUACCCGACGAUACCGCGUCUUCGUCACCAUCGGCUGCGUGAUUUACAUGAUGGGCCUGGCAUUUAUGCUCCUCUGCCGAGGCGAAGGUGCCUCCCACGCUCAAGUCCUCGGCGCACAGAUCAUGGUCGGCUGCGGCGGUGGCCUACUCAACGUACCCGUUCAACUGGGUGUGCAAGCAUCCGCAAGCCACCAAGAAGUCGCAGCCGCGACUGCAAUGUUCCUCACCUCGAUGGAGAUGGGCGGCGCCGUGGGAGCCGCCAUCUCGGGCGCGAUCUGGUCAACCUUUAUCCCAAAGAAACUAAUGCAGUACCUACCAGACGAAACCAAGUCCGAGGCAGGCGAGAUCUUUGGCAAGUUGACCAAGGCGCUAUCGUACCCACCGGGAUCGCCGACACGCGAUGCAAUCAAUCGUUCUUACCAGGAGACCAUGAACCGGCUCCUGAUACUAGCUCUUCUCGUGACGCUACCACUCAUCCCGCUCAGUUUGAUUAUGGAGAAUUAUAAACUGGACAACAUGAGCCCGAAGAGCAAUGCCGACCACGAUUCCAACAUCCCACUCCCCGCCGAGGGGGAAUCAGACUCUGAUGACACACACCACAAGCGGACCUAG
Penicillium cataractarum is the source of this 1854-nucleotide messenger RNA. It is a transcript of the gene mirC, whose product is annotated as siderochrome-iron transporter MirC. The record is from RefSeq and is a predicted model, not a curated record. Bases 1 to 1854 code for a protein of 617 amino acids. The transcript is spliced from 5 exons. Gene Ontology annotation, biological process: siderophore transmembrane transport. NCBI's taxonomy places the organism in Eukaryota, Fungi, Ascomycota, Eurotiomycetes, Eurotiales, Aspergillaceae. Gene Ontology annotation, molecular function: siderophore-iron transmembrane transporter activity.